CCGUAGUAGUUUGCUGUAUCCAAGUAUUGCAACAACGUUCUCCAAUAUUAAGAGCUGUAAACAUUUUAAGUCUUGAUUUGUACAUUCAAUAGAAAUCAUAUACAUUAAAGAUGGUUUUUUUUUCAAAAACUUCAAUAAGCCCUGCCUGCUUAUUGAUACUACUAUUAGUUUAUGGACGAUACACAUCAGUAACUGGAGCUGAAACAUUAUCGAAGGUUUGCUUAGGAUGCAUAUGCGAAGCUGCAUCCGGAUGUAAUACGACGCUUGGCUGUGACGAGGCUGUUUGUGGACCAUUUCGGAUAACAUGGAGUUACUGGGCUGAUGCUGGAAAACCAACCCUUACCGACAGUUCAAGUGAUAAUGGAUAUCUACAGUGCGUGAGUGAGCCAUAUUGUGCGGCUCGUACAGUACAAGGCUACAUGGAUAAAUUUUCUCAGGACUGCAACGGAGAUGGUAAAAUCGAUUGUGAUGAUUUUCUUCGUAUUCAUCGACUGGGUGGCUACGGAUGCAGCGGCCCUUUGAACUCAAAAUAUGAAAAUACUUACAAACUGUGCAUGCAGACUUUUGCACAGCAAUAAUUAAGAAAUUAUUGUAAUCCAUACAUACAUAUUUUUGCUGUACGUGUUAAGAAACCUAAUAAAUAAUAAAAUAAAGUUACAUUCUCA
Messenger RNA from Osmia bicornis bicornis, 665 nucleotides. Its product is annotated as lysozyme-like. Gene Ontology annotation, molecular function: lysozyme activity. The transcript has 4 exons. The record is from RefSeq and is a predicted model, not a curated record. Lineage: Eukaryota; Metazoa; Arthropoda; Insecta; Hymenoptera; Megachilidae. Bases 111 to 578 code for a protein of 155 amino acids.